AUGAGAGGGAUGGUGAGUUUUACCAUUUGGGCUCUGUUUGCUGCUUUACUCUCACAGCAACUCUUUGCUUCUGUUGCUUCCAUACGUUUUGAGGAUGAGAAAACAUAUUACUUAUCUCCUCCCACUGGAACCCCUCCAUCUCACACUCCAGAUCCUUCAACACCAUCAUACACUCCUCCUUCUAACUGUGGAAGUCCACCUUACGACCCUUCAACUCCUCCAACUCCUAAAACUCCAUCUCACACUCCAACUCCUAAAACUCCAACUCCUAAGACUCCAACUCCUAAAACUCCUUCACACACUCCAACUCCUAAGACUCCUUCACACACUCCAACUCCUAAAACACCAUCACACACACCUCCUUGUAGCUGUGGAACUCCACCGUCACACACUCCAACUCCAUCACACCCUUCCACGCCUUCACAUCCUCCUUCUGGUGGAUAUUACUCAUCUCCUCCACCAAGUACUCCCAUUGUUGUGACUCCACCAACACCAAUUGUUGAUCCAGGUACACCCAUCAUUGGAGGAAGCCCACCAAUUGAUCCAGGCACUCCUGGAACUCCUUUUGUUCCUGCUCCUUUCCCACCAUUCACUGGAACAUGCGAUUACUGGAGAAACCACCCUACAUUGAUAUGGGGUUUGCUUGGAUGGUGGGGAACUGUUGGAGGAGCUUUUGGUACAGUCAGUGCUUCCAGUACCAUUCCAGGGUUUGAUCCUCACAUGAACCUCCUUCAAGCACUUUCAAACACCCGUACCGAUGCAAUUGGAUCUCUCUACCGUGAAGGAACAGCGUCUUGGUUAAACUCAAUGGUCAACAAUAGGUUCCCUUUCACUACUCCUCAAGUCAGAGAGCACUUUAUGGCUGGACUUUCUUCAACCAAAGCAGCCACAAAACAAGCACAUACCUUCAAGCUUGCUAAUGAAGGUCACCUAAAGCCAAGAAUCUGA
Messenger RNA from Arabis nemorensis, 948 nucleotides. Lineage: Eukaryota; Viridiplantae; Streptophyta; Magnoliopsida; Brassicales; Brassicaceae. The record is from the annotation of a GenBank genome assembly.